This is a messenger RNA of Arctia plantaginis, 768 nucleotides long. Lineage: Eukaryota; Metazoa; Arthropoda; Insecta; Lepidoptera; Erebidae. The record is from the annotation of a GenBank genome assembly.
AUGAAAGGUGCGCCACUUGGAACGAUUGGUAAAGUUCAUCCAUCAGGUUGGAUUCAAUCUAAUUUGUUUAUUGAGUGGUUCAGGCAUUUUAUUGAAAAAACGAACCCCAGCGAGGCCUCUCCGGUGUUGCUCAUCUUUGACGGACAUUACAGUCACACUCGUAAUUUAGAAAUAAUAGAGCUGGCCCGCGAAAAUCAUGUCACCAUUAUCAGUCUCCCACCUCAUACGACCCAUAAACUCCAGCCUUUGGAUAAGACUUUCAUGGGUGCACUUAAGAGUCAUUACAGCGAGGAGAUACGCAAGUUUCUUAUUUAUUCUGAAAGAAUGCUUAAACCUUACGAUAUUGCUGAGCUUUUUGGAGGGGCAUAUCUCAAGUGCACCUCGGGAGAAAUUGCAGUUAAUGGUUUUCGUGCUACCGGCAUUUACCCAUUCAAUCUGCAAGUUUUUACUGAGGUUGAUUUUAUAGCGGAAGCAUCAAACAGUGAUCAGUCAUGUCGCAGUGUAGACAAUCAACGUGGAAGUGUUGUUGCUGACAAAGAUGCCCCAGGAACGAGUACAGCGGUUCAAGAGACGCCAACUGGUUUGAUUCUACCAGAAGAAAUUCAGCCCAUCCCUGGGGCCAAAACUAGGACUUCUAAUCGUGAAAAAAAAGCUACAACAGCAAAAGUGAUCACAUCAUCACCUUAUAAAAACCAAUUAACCGACUCUUUGCGCUUAGCUGAGACUCGUGGACGAGGCAGUAGAGAUGUCGCUGUGCCGUUUGGCUAA